Messenger RNA from Humulus lupulus (European hop), 2416 nucleotides. RefSeq lists its product as uncharacterized. The record is from RefSeq and is a predicted model, not a curated record. The transcript has 4 exons. The coding region runs from base 322 to 2115 and encodes 597 amino acids. NCBI's taxonomy places the organism in Eukaryota, Viridiplantae, Streptophyta, Magnoliopsida, Rosales, Cannabaceae.
UUAUUCAACUGUUAUUUUUGUUUGAUCCUGUAGAUUUUCUGUUUGCGUUUGAUCUGAUUGCAAUGGUGGCAUAUGAAUUUCUGUUGUUUAGGCGUAUGUCUAAUUCAUGUGUUUCUGUUCCUUGAGCUGAGUGGUAUGUCUGACUGAUUAGUAGAGACUUAUAGGCUGACUGCUGUUUAACUGAAUACUUUGUAAUCUAAUUUGAUAUAGUAGUCUGUUUUGCCUCGUUUAAUCAUAUGUUUUUUAUGUUUGGUCCGUCUGACUGAUUGAUUGAUGAGUCGUCCAGCGCUUCUUGAUUGUGUAUCGAGCUAAAUAUUCUUCAUGUCUUUUUUGUGUUCCUUAAGGCUUAGCUGUUGUUUUGCUCUAGGUGAUCAGCUCAUUAUGUCUACAAGUAGGUGUGAUAGUCACGCUGAUUCAGUCUGUCGACUGUCUUGUUCGUUUAGUGAAGAAGAUUUUAGUUCUCUCUUUCAAAGUUCUGCUGAGAUGGUUGAUUGCAACCGAAUUACAGUAGUAGAAUUGGGGGGUCGUCCUUUAGGUGAUGUUACUGGAAGGGGAAUAGAUUCUAACGAACCUAUUGAUGGUGGUAUGCCGGGUUCUGGUAGUAUGCUUAGUUCUAAUCCUAGGUCUUCCAUAAGUUUAGGUGAGUUGACCUAUCUUCGUCGUCAUUAUGAGAUCCCUGAUACCAUCAGUCUGCAUGCUCCUGCUAAGGCGGAGCGGCCUGACUGGCACUUACCUGGUUGGGUGUGUCUGUAUGAACUUCCCUUCAAAGAAGGGCUUCGGUUUCCCAUCCCCCGAUUAGUCGUUGAGUUGUGUGAGUACCACGAGAUUUCGCCCGGACAACUAAUGCCAAAUUCAUGGCGGAUUUUGAUGUCUCUCGAAGUCCUUUGUGAAAGGCACAAGAUAACACUUGGGGUGGCUGACUUGUUGAGAGCUUACUACUUGAAGGCACACCUUAAUGACAAAGGUAGGUACCAGUUAACAACUAGGGGGAAGGACCCUCCUUUAAUUAUUAGUUUGAAGAGUGGAGAUAAGAGGUGGAAGGACCGUUACUUCUUCGUCCCUUUCGUCUCGUUGGGGUUACCUGCUGAUAGUAGGAUACCUUGUUCAUGGUCUCCUGCAUGUAGGCUUCGAGUUGAGUACCUUUGGGAUUCGAGGGAGUCUUCUGGUCGACUUAAGAGUAUUCUUGCUAUUCCUGAGGCGGAGCGUGAGUGGAGUGAUUUGCUGUCUGAAUCGAGUCUUCGUCAGAGUUCUUUGUGGCGCUCUGUUGAAAAACUCCCUGAAGACGUAGCUAUGUCCCGACCCUUUACACUUCCUCUAACCGGUUCCAAUGCCUUGGAACGUUUGCGUCAAGCAAAGAAAUCGUCCGUUGGGAGCUCAGAAGCUGAUAGAGAGGUUGUUGUGCCUCCGGCUGAUCCCCCUGUUUUGACGCGGAGUCAGACGAAAAAAAAGAAGAAGGCUGUGCGGGAUGAUUCUUCCGACCCAUUUAGCGACACCGUUGCCCUUUCGUUCCCUUCCAAUGCUGCGGCCUAUAGUGAGAUUGGGCCUCACUUAGGAGAGAUUGAUAAGUUGUUGUGGCCCGAAGAUGAUCACAGAAUGGAGCAGGUUGGUACGGAUGGGUCAAUUGAUACCACUGUUUCUCAUUUGUUCCAGGGUUUGCAAGGGGUCAUUUGGCUGAAGAAGAAAAUCAAGUCCUUAAUGGCAACUCUAAAGGAAGUAAGGAGUCAGAGAAAUGAUCUUCGGGGUGAAGUUAGUCGGCUGAAAGAUUCCAAGAAGGAGUCUGAUCAACUCAUAGCUGAUUUGAAGGCUCAACUAGAAUCCAAGGAAGCUGAUGUCGAGAAGCUGAGAGUGACUCUUGGUCAAGUUGAUGAUUUGAAAGCCGAGGUUGCUUCGUUGGAGAAUCGGAUGUUGGUCAUUGGGAUGGAGGCUGAGAUCCAAUGCCGUGGCGUAAUGGCUAGUGAGUUUCGGGAUGGUAAGGCUGAUAGCUGGGAUGUUCCCAAAUACAUUGCUGAUCUUGAGGAAUUGGAGAAGAUGAGGGCUGAAGAGAUAACCCGGGCCGAAGAGUUAGCCACUUCUUUUGGCAUCAUGACUACUAAUGAUCUGGUUGUGGAUGACUGAUUCCUCUUCUACUUGUGUUCAUUGUCGUGGGAUAACAGAGUUUGUCGGGCCUUUUCUAGUUGUAGUAUGAACUUUUUCUUAUGUAGUAUUGUAUCCUGAUCUAACUGACCUAGUUUUGUUGUAUUAUGGCUUGUUGUAGCUUUUGUUAGUGUUGUUUAAGUUAUUGUUCUGGUAGCUUUUGUAGUCCUUGUAUCGGAUGCUGAUUGGCUGAAUGACUUAUGGAGUAUUAGUGUCUUAUUCCCCCAAUCUAAGUAUAAAGUGACUUAGUCAAUUUAUAUUUAGAUUUGUUAUUGAACUAUUC